Molecule: messenger RNA, 1957 nt
Organism: Durio zibethinus
Lineage: Eukaryota; Viridiplantae; Streptophyta; Magnoliopsida; Malvales; Malvaceae
Biological process (GO): positive regulation of DNA-templated transcription; response to stress
Cellular component (GO): nucleus
Molecular function (GO): DNA-binding transcription factor activity; transcription cis-regulatory region binding
Source: RefSeq, a predicted model, not a curated record
GAACAAAUACCAAAACCAAAGGAAGUUAAACUUGAACUUCCUGUAAUAAAAUUUAUAACAAAAACUUUCAAAGUCACACAGGCCUCUAAGAUUGUUGAUGUUUAUGAGUUCCCCGUUGAAUACAAAACUCAACUCUUCUGUUAUGGCGGAUAGUGUUAAAGCUAGUAAUAAGAAGCCUCGGGGGAUACGAAAUGGACGUGAAUCGGUAGAGGACACAAUUGAAAAGUGGAAGAAGUACAAUAACAACCAACUUCAAUUUGGCGAAGACGAUGGCCUCAAAAAGGUUUGUAAGGUUCCGGCCAAAGGUUCCAAAAAGGGGUGUAUGGUAGGGAAAGGAGGCCCGGAGAACUCCAGAUGCAAAUUUAGAGGUGUAAGACAAAGGAUUUGGGGCAAGUGGGUUUCAGAAAUUAGACAACCAAUAAACGGGGGUGAUGCCGGAAGUAGAGGAAACAACAGGCUGUGGCUAGGUACGUUCUCUAAUGCCAUUGAUGCAGCUCUUGCUUAUGACGAGGCUGCAAAAGCUAUGUAUGGUCCUUAUGCUCGCCUCAAUUUUCCUGAUCAUUCCAAGGAAUCAAUAGGUAACUCCAACAAAGUUCCUGCUUCAUCUACUACUAAAACAUGUUCAACUGACUCUACUUCGAUAUCAAAUUCGGAGGACGAAAAAGUUAAGGAAUCAACUAUUCAUUUUGCGUCCCUUGGAGAACCCCAGUCUCCUGAGCUUCAUAUAGUUGAAGAAUCAAACGUCUUCUUAAAGGAUAAAUUGAUGGAGAAACGUGAUUGUUCUCAAGUUUAUAUAAAGGAGGAAACAGGAUUUAAAGCAGAGGACAACGCAAAAGAAACCAGAGGAACAGAAUCCAAUUCAAGGAAUGACUGCAAACCUUAUAGAGAGCAUGGAAUUGAAGUUGAGACGUUAAAGGAAGCCACGAAUGAUGAACUCAUUAUGAGAAUCCACAACUCUAAGGGCAUCAAGGAUGCAAAUGGAUACUUGCAAAAUGAGCUGAAAGAUGAAGAAUGCCAAUUAAGGAUUGGUUUUAUGGAUUCUGAUGAUUAUAAUACGCAGACACCCUUUAAGAGGAACAAAAUGGAAUCAGAAGUAGAGACAUCGGAAAGUAUUAUAUCAAGUGCCUACAUAGGCUUCAAUUUUAGACACAAUUUCGUGGAUAAUUAUGAAGACCAAGAUGCCAGCAUUUCAAUUGUUGACUCGGAGCCUCCUAAUAAUGUUAAAGUUGAGAUGCCAGCAAUGAGGGAAAACUGGAAAGGUGCACUUGCUGGAAGUAUUGAAUCCAUGGGGUAUAAUUGUUUCUUUGGUAAAGAUAAUAACUUGCAGGCUGAGCAUACAGAUGGUAACCUCAGCUCUGAUAUUUAUUGUAAGCCUUCAAGUGAAAUGAAAGCAGAAGCGCCUAUAUUAAAGGAAGAAGUGGAGGUUGAACCUAGGGGAUUUACUGACUUUUAUAGCUACAAGAAUUUUGAUAAUAUUUCUGAUCAAUUUGAGUUUCCAUCUACGAACCACCUUCAAAGAGGCAGGCUGCAGGGGCCCGAAGCAAAGAUACAGGAUGGCUUCAACCAAAACGAAACAGACCCUGGUGUAGAUUACAAGAUGGAAUUUUGGACGCCUGAUGUUGAUUUGGACUUUAUAGAAGCGACAAAAUAUACUGAUUCAUGGUUUCCAGAGCGUAGAUUCUAGGAAUUCUGGGGCCGUUUAUGAUGUGGCCGAUGAAGUAUGAAGACUAUGAUCUUUAGUAACUGCAUGUUAUUGCAGUUAAUACCAAACAUCUCGUUAGACCCAUAUUGUUUAUCUUAGGAAUGUUGUCAGAAGCCAUGUUACUAUGUUACACACUGAUUAUUUGGGUUCAUUAUUUUUUGAACCUUUUUUCAUUGUUUCAGGUUUUGUCUUUGUCCUUGUGAAUGUUUUCUCACUAUAUUUUCUGAGCAAGUAAAUAUUUGUUUUUCCUCCUUU